This is a messenger RNA of Mesorhabditis spiculigera, 342 nucleotides long. The record is from the annotation of a GenBank genome assembly. Lineage: Eukaryota; Metazoa; Nematoda; Chromadorea; Rhabditida; Rhabditidae.
AUGCUCCGCAACGCUACGAAAUCCGGGCUGAAGAUGGCCUCCCGCCGAAGCCAAAGUGCCACCGCCGCUGCAGCCCCACCACCACCGCCCACCAAUUCACCGCCCGGUAAUGGCGGUGCUCUAAAAUUGCUUCUUGGAGGAGCUGCCGUGGCGACUGCAGGAUAUAUGGGAUAUCAAUAUUUCAGGCCAGCCCCUGCUUCCACGCCGGUGAGCAUGAGUGUCGGAAAAGCAAAAGACGCCUACGACACGUUGAUGGACAAGAAGGAAGGAUUAGUGCCACCAAAGGAGCAAACAGAAGAUCACUUGGCGCACCCGCGACGAGAAGGCGAGGGAAAGAGGGUC